Messenger RNA from Oncorhynchus nerka (sockeye salmon), 1885 nucleotides. Its product is annotated as short coiled-coil protein B. Lineage: Eukaryota; Metazoa; Chordata; Actinopteri; Salmoniformes; Salmonidae. The coding region runs from base 746 to 988 and encodes 80 amino acids. The record is from RefSeq and is a predicted model, not a curated record. The transcript has 4 exons. Gene Ontology annotation, cellular component: trans-Golgi network.
UAAUGGUCAUAUUUUCUGUCAAUGUCGACUUGUGCUGUUUUAAUGGUUUUGUAGAAAGUAUUGUUCUGGGUAGCAAAUAAGAGGUCUGUCAGGGUUUGUUAUUGUUUCGCCAGCUGGCCUCUGUCGGCGUAGCUAGCAAGAUUAGAUAACCGGCCAGCUAGCCUGCUAACGUGGCUAACUUUGGUGCUUAGCCUGGACGCCGGUAGAGGAACAUGAUUUAUUUAUAACCUUACCGGUAGCAUAACACCUUUGGGUGGACAAGUGUUUCUAAAUUAGCUUUUUGUGGUUGCGGGCAGACGAACACCAUUCUUUAGCUAACGCUAGCUAGCUACUAUACUUGCUAAGGUAACGUUACCUAGCUAACGUUAUCUCGUUAUCUGUCUGUUCAAAGCUAGGGUUAGGGUAAUAAUAGGGUAACGUUAAUAUUAUUGAAGGCAGCAAGUGUAUAUUAUGUAAAUAAAUUAAAGGGGCAUCUGCAGUUCAAACAACCACAAAUCACAUCCCCGCCACUGUUUUGGCAAACAGCUGAGGGAUGGGGCUGGAGAAAUGUAACCACUCUCAUAUUCAGAGACGGAGCUAUGCAAAGACUGACCAUCCAUGAUAUCCUUGGCACAGUUGGUAGAGCUUGGCUCUUGCAACACCAGGGUUGAGGGUUCGAUUCUCAUGGGGACCAGUACGAAACAAGUAUCAAUUGUCCUUGUAAGUCGCAGCCCUGCAUUCCAAAAAGGAAGACGAGUACUUCGCCAUGAGCUCCGAUGGGGACGGUGACAUGGAGAAUCAGGCUGAGCUGGAAGAAAAGACUAGGCUUAUAAACCAGGUGUUGGAGCUUCAGCACACUCUAGAAGACCUGUCGUCGCGUGUGGACGCAGUGAAGGAGGAGAACCUGAAGUUGAAGUCUGAGAACCAGGUUCUGGGUCAGUAUAUCGAGAACCUCAUGUCUGCCUCCAGCGUGUUCCAGACCACUGACACCAAGAGCAAACGAAAGUAAGCGACCAGCCAGGAACCCCCUUAACCAAACCACCUCCCCUGGCCCCCUCUACCUUCAACCAAAUCCCUCAUAACCCAUAUACCACCCCAUAACCGCCCCCGAACUACAGCUGGUAGAGUUUAUGCCUUUGUCAUCAUGACAACCCUAGACCCUUCCCUCACUUUGCUCCCUGUAAGAUUUUUUCAGUGAAGCUCAAUUUUCCAUUUUUACGUUGGGUUACUUUUUCCCUUUUGUAUUUGUUACAGUAUUACUGUCAUUGUUGCACAGUUGUUGUAUCCAAAAUGAUGUUAUUUUGUGGUGUAUACCUUUAUUAUCUGUUACUACACAACCUCACCUGGAGGAAGAGACAAGGGAACUGUGUCAUUUCAGAUUGCCUUGUAGUUUAGGUUGCAAAAUUCUGUUAACUUUCCCCAAAUUCUCAGGUUUUCCAUUAAUUCCGGCUGGAGUAUCCCCAGAUUUCCUGCUUAAUCUUUUUCUGGAAAACCAGGGAAUUUGGGGAAAAUUACUGGAAUUUUGCAACCCAAAGGCUAAAUCAUUUAAUUUAGAUUGUCAUGUUUUAAUAUUGUUAGUCAUCAAUAUUAUUAGACUAUGGUUUUAGUUCUAGGCUCAAUUGCAAUGAUGAUUACUUCUCUCCAAUGCCAAAGUUUUCCUCAAACAAUGGUUAAAGCAGAGCUCAGCCCUUGUAUUGUCUCACAUAUAUUGUCAUUGAAUUAAUCAUUUGGGGCUUGCUAAUAUGUGUCACUGGUGGAUAAAGUUAAUUCAUUGCAUUUGUGAUCCAGAGGAAGUCACCCUAAACCUGCCGUGUAUGUAUUGCGUUGCCGGUGUGUACAUUUGACCAUUAUGUUGCUCUUUUCAAAUACAUUUGUUUUAAUAAAACUGUUUUAUUUGCCUUUUUGA